Racocetra persica is the source of this 327-nucleotide messenger RNA. NCBI's taxonomy places the organism in Eukaryota, Fungi, Glomeromycota, Glomeromycetes, Diversisporales, Gigasporaceae. The record is from the annotation of a GenBank genome assembly.
UAUUAUGAUGAGAAUAACGAAGGGUAUUAUGAUGGGAAUAAUGAAGGGUAUUAUGAUGGGAAUAAUGAAGGGUAUUACAAUGGGAAUAAUGAAGGGAAUAACGAAGAGUAUAAUUAUUAUGACAUAGAGUUAGAAUAUAUAGAUACUGACUUGAAGUUGGCAGAAGGAAAUACCAGUUUGGAAAUAGAGCAUACAGAAGUGGAAUCUAAUAGUUAUCUAGCUAGAACAGAUAGUUCGAACCUUAGUGAGGUUUUACAGUUAUCUACAAUUCAGCGUAAAAAAAGAGCUGAAAAAUCAGGAGGUAGUCCUGUUAAACCUUUUUAUGAG